Messenger RNA from Aspergillus clavatus NRRL 1, 927 nucleotides. Its product is annotated as lipoyl(octanoyl) transferase LIP2. The record is from RefSeq and is a predicted model, not a curated record. NCBI's taxonomy places the organism in Eukaryota, Fungi, Ascomycota, Eurotiomycetes, Eurotiales, Aspergillaceae. Gene Ontology annotation, molecular function: lipoyl(octanoyl) transferase activity. Gene Ontology annotation, cellular component: mitochondrion. The coding region runs from base 1 to 927 and encodes 308 amino acids. The transcript has a single exon. Gene Ontology annotation, biological process: protein lipoylation.
AUGAAGCUGGCACAUCUGCACUUCCCCGACAUCACCUCCUUCGCGCGGGUCGCCAAUUUCCAGCAGAUCCUCACCAACCGCCUCCUCGCCUACAAACGACUCAGCUCUCCAGCCGCAGCAGACACCCCACACUCCUCCAGAUCAAACCCCACCUCACCACCAGACCCCACCUUCAUCACCUUCACCCCAAACCCCGUCUACACCACCGGCCGCCGCGACCUCCCCCCGUCCAACACCGCCCCCUCCUCGCAGCAGUCCAGCGCCCUCUCCCUCCCCACCGCCCUCGAACCCAUCCGCGCCCUCCUCACCGCCCCACCCCAUGGCUCCCCAGUCGCAGAGUACCACCCGACCCUGCGCGGCGGCCAGACGACCUACCACGGCCCCGGACAGAUGGUCGCAUAUACCAUCCUGGACCUGCGCCGGCUCGGCCUCACCCCGCGCUGCCACAUCCGGCUGCUCGAGAACAGCGUCAUCGACGUUCUCCGCGGGUACGGCGUCCAGGGCCUCGUGACGGAGGACCCCGGGGUGUGGGUGCGGCCGACGCCGCCGCUGACAGGGCCUGGGUCGGGGUCGGGGUCGAAAAAAAGCGAUGGUGCUGGCGGUGGCUUGCCGCUGCCGAAGAAGAUCACCGCCGUGGGAGUCCAUCUGCGGCGCAACAUCAGCAGCUACGGGAUCGGGUUCAACGUCACCGAGGAGCCGAUGUGGUAUUUCCAGCAGAUCGUGCCGUGUGGGCUUGAAGGGCGCGAGGCGACGAGCUUGGAGGGUCUGGGGGUGACCGGGGUGCCGAUCCGGCAGGUUGCGGAUCAGUUUGUCGAUGCGUUUGUGCAGAGGGUCAAUGCGGAUUUUGCGUGUGGUGGGAGUGCGUCCGGGGAGACGAUUGAUGGGGUGUACAGGGUGCGAGAAGAGGAUCUUCUUCGGGAAGCAUGA